AUCCUCGGCUGUAGCGGCAGCCCCAGCAGCGACCGGAGCCCCAGCCCUCCCCUGACCCGGCAGCAGGUGCCUCACCAGCCGGCUCCACCGCCGUCCUUCCCCUUUCCAAGCACACAUCUCACCUUCCUUCUUUUGGCCAAGGUCCUCAGCCCCUUCAACCCUCACCCGCGCCCCAGCCUCUCUCCAGUCCCCUCCAAAUGCAGGCUGCUGUCACCCUCCCCGAGGACAUCCGUUGGCUCUUGGAAGAUGUGGAAGAAUACCUGGUAGAAGGUUUGCAGAAUGAGAAUCUUAGUACCAGUGCAUGGGAGAGCAGAGAUGCAAUUUUACGGGGCUUCCAGCAGAUCAAAGCCAGAUAUCACUUGGAUUUCCAGCCACGAGGAGGUGAUGAACCUGAAAAUUACUUUGGGCAGGACAGCUCUGAAGACUAUCCCAGUGGGACUCAUAGGCCUAGCUUAGUAUCAGAUGCAUCUUUUAUGUCAGAUUAUCAAGAUGAAGAAAUGGGAGACAUCAUUACAAAAGGGGCCCAGGAACUGGAAGACAUUAUAAAGCAGGGGUACUUGGAGAAGAAAUGCAGAGAUCAUGGUUUCUUUGGCUCCGAGUGGCAGAAGCGAUGGUGUGUUGUCAGUAAAGGGAUCUUCUACUACUACUCUAAUGAGAAAAGUAAGUGUUCCCCAUUUGCACAGCAGCCGCUCAUUCCUGGAUCCAAACACUCCGUAAAUCCUCCAACUCUGGGGCCCAUAGGUCUCAAGAUAGCAGUCUUUAACUACUCUGACAGAUUUCAGCUGCCCACUUCCUUUCCCUGUGCCUCUCUACCAAGGGUCAUGGAAAUUUUAGUGAAAUAUUCAGAAGGUGAUAAAUUAACUCACUCAUUCUUUCUCCAGUUUACAGCUAUUAAUCCAGCUGAAGCCAAAGACUGGGUGGACCAAAUAAGUUUCUUGCUGAAGGAUUUGAACUCCUUCACCAUCCCUUAUGAAGAAGAAGAAGAGGAGACGUAUGAUGAUAUUGAGGGUUUUGACUCCUCAAAUACCAAUCAACACAGCAAACCUGUUCUCUUUCCUGGAAAUGUGGGAGAGAAAGAUACUGAGGUGGAGGAGGAUCAGGAGAAGGAACAAGAAGAGGAAGAAGAUAUAUAUGAAGUCCUGCCAGAAGAAGAGCUUGCUCUGGCCGAAGACAGCAGUGGAAGUCAGCCAAAAAGAGAAAACUAUGCUAAUUAUUACCAGGGAUUAUGGGACUGUAAUAGUGAGCAUCCAGAUGAGCUGCCUUUCCAGCGAGGUGAUAUCAUCCGAAUCCUGAGCAAGGAGUAUAACAUGUAUGGCUGGUGGGUUGGAGAACUGAAUAACUUCAUCGGGAUUGUUCCAAAGGACUAUCUCACAGCUGCCUUUGAACUGGAAUAAAGAUGAAGCCUGCCAGCACCUGGCACCUCCAGACAAGAAGUGAGGGUGGAAGCAGCAUCAAGUAAAUUAUACCCAAGCAGGUAUAUGCAGAGACCUGGGAGAAGAGCUGGAAGGCCAAGCUUUUAAGAAGACACCCUCUCACCAGUGGUUAACCUGCGCAAUGCAUUCCCCUGCCCGAUGAGGAAGGGCUGCCGGGCACAGCUCUCAGUCAUUAUUUCCACGCUGAUAAAUUCAUGAUUUAUUAAAGUAACUUGGCGCCAG
Sarcophilus harrisii (Tasmanian devil) is the source of this 1655-nucleotide messenger RNA. It is a transcript of the gene SKAP1, whose product is annotated as src kinase associated phosphoprotein 1. Gene Ontology annotation, molecular function: protein binding. The transcript is spliced from 12 exons. Bases 198 to 1394 code for a protein of 398 amino acids. NCBI's taxonomy places the organism in Eukaryota, Metazoa, Chordata, Mammalia, Dasyuromorphia, Dasyuridae. The record is from RefSeq and is a predicted model, not a curated record. Gene Ontology annotation, cellular component: plasma membrane; cytoplasm.